AAAGAAAAAGAAUAAACUACAUAUGUAUAUAUAUUUUUUAUAGCUUUCCUUAAUCCUUAAUCACUCGUGACUCGCAACAAUUGGCAGGUGAUCGUAGCGCCUUCCGCUUAAAGCUGUCCAUCUGUACGGUAUCCUUCUUUAUAUAUCUCUUAACUCAAACCUUUUCUGUCUACUUGCUCUCCUCUGUUUCUCUUGCUCUGUCUCUCUCUCUCUCUCUCUCCCUGGUUGAAGUUUUUUUUUGAAAAAUAUCUCUAGUUAAAGUUCGUUUGUUCUGUCUGUAUCAAUCCAAAGAUAUUUCUCUGUUCUUCUAGACAAAGAUUCAUCAACAUGGAAUCUACUGAACUGCAAGACAUAGAUUUCUUUAGUUCCUUUUCUGACCACACAAGCCCAACUUUCUUCACUCCAACCACAAGCUCCCUCCGAUCCGACUCCGUAUCCGAAGACCCGGAUUCACCAAAGCCACAGAACGAAGAAGAAGACGAGUACGUCGAAGAGUUGACUCGUCAGAUGACUAACUAUAUGCUUCAAGAUGACGAAAAGCAUCAAAAGUCUUGUAGUGGUGGUAGUGGCUCUGGCUCUGGCUCUGGGUCGCCGCAAUCUACUCUUUGGUCACCUUUCGCCUCCGGUUACAGCAGCCCUAUCGGUCCUUCCAGAGAACCAUCGCCACCGCUAACUCCGGUGACGGCGGUGGAGACGCAACCCGUUAUGAUUCCUUUUCAAUCAAAACAAGCUUUAAUCGAUGACCAGAUCCGAUCUAUUCAAGCUAACUUCCAUAAGAUCAAAAAGGAGAAAGAUAAGCAACGUAAAGAUGACGUGUUAGGACACAAAGCAAGGAGCUACCACCAACAACAGAGACCAAGGUCGGGAGUGAAGGCGGUGUUCGUUGACGGGUCAGGUUCGAAAACCGGGUCGGGUGGAACUGGAGUGUUCUUACCGCGUAGUCAUGGUACUGUCGUGGAGACACGCAAGAAAACAGGAUGUUCAACAGUAAUAAUACCAGCAAGAGUAAUUGAAGCCUUGAAAGUUCACUUUGAAAAAUUGGGCGUUCCUUCUACAUUCUCUUCUGAUAUCCCUCCUUUUCAUGAUGCUUUGUUGGUGUCCAUGAAGAACAAAAACAACAAAAGUAGUUCAUCAACUCGGGGUCAAAGUGGAGCACCGUACAUGGCGGAGACGUCGGCAGAGACCCACCAAGAACCACCGGCGGAUUUGCCACAUGAAUGGACGUACUGAUCAAAACAUUAGCACAUGCCCUUGGUUGCUGAAGUUACAGGUUUCCAAAAGGUAAUGUCUUAUCGGAUUGAAUAUUCUAUAGUGGGGUCAAAAUAUAAAAUAAAUAAACAGCUUUAAAUAAUCAUUGUUUUUGGAAAUAUGUAGAUUUUAAUCGGGGGUAAAUUUGUUCUUUUAUUAUUGGUAGUUCUAUUAGCUGGUUCAGGUAAAAUAAAUAGUUCUUAUGAUAAAAGAACGAUAAAUAUGCAUAUGUAUGUUUAUACAUGUCUAUUUGUAAUAAAAGGGAUGUGUUGUUUUUGUAGGAUUCCUUGUAAUAAAAGCAUCGCCAGUGUUAUAAAAAUAAAAUUGAUUUUA
This is a messenger RNA of Brassica rapa (field mustard), 1581 nucleotides long. RefSeq lists its product as uncharacterized. Lineage: Eukaryota; Viridiplantae; Streptophyta; Magnoliopsida; Brassicales; Brassicaceae. The record is from RefSeq and is a predicted model, not a curated record.